CUACGGUGCUCAUGUUGGAUGAAAACAAAAUGCCACCAGUGCGGGAAUCCGAGGCGCGACAAUUCUAAAUUCACUUACUCACAAUUCCUGAACUUAUAGUAAUGAAAUAAUCAUCUCCGAAACAACCGUUUGACCCGGCGUCAACGAGUUAAGAGGAAGGUUGCUUCUCGGAAGUGAAGCUCCGAGCCCGGCUGAUCCGUCAAGAUGGCACCCCGAGAUCCACUUCUGAGCGCCCUCAAAGUGUGCUUGUUGAACCUACAGUCUGAUGGUGGGCAGACGGUGACGGACAGCAACCCUCAGCUCACUUCUUGCUGCCAGCUUCUAGAGCUGCUCCUCAGGAAAGGACUCCAACAAUUCCUGGGGUGCGUGUGCGCCUUCUUUGCAGAACCAGUCCUCAGUCUGGUUACUAGAGACUACUGGCAAUGUUUUGAGCAGCUUCUCCACCAAGAUACAUGUGACAGGCUAUGUACUGUUGCAUGGGCCGUGGAACAGACUAAAUCCUGCAGGAAGCUGCUCUCAGCUCAGGGACGUGGCCGCUACCUGCUCCGAUUGGCUCUCAGUCGCAAGUUGCUGCCACAGUUCGUCACUCACCUCCUGCACACCCCCGGAGUUUUGGAGUGGUACAGCCCAGCCUUCUCAAUCCUGCGGAAUGAAGAAUUUUUAGAACCAUUCAUGUCCCUCCUGCUGGUUCUCUCUCACAUGGAGUUCGACCUUGACAUGGAGAAUUGCAGUUUUUUGGAUGAAAGCUGGCUUUUACCGGUGUGUGAGAUGUAUGAAGUGGUGCCGUGUCGACAGGUGGGCAUGGUCCUGAGCUACCUCGGUGGGCGCGUCUUCCUUCUGGACUUUAUAUCUGGCAGCCAGGCACAUGUUGACAAGUUUAUCUGCCGCGGUGACGUCAUUGACGAGAUCAACGGCACCUCUCUGAGAAACUCCAAGAACGGGCAGGCAGGUGUGGUUCUGUCGCGGCUGAAAGGCUGCCCCCUGUCCAUCCGUGUUGUUCGCUGGCGUGCGCGCGACGGUACAGUGUACCGACCUCUCGUUAAGAUGCUGCGGGCUUUGAGGAUAGAGAACCCGUGGCUCCAAGUCGGCCCUGCACCGUCCCAGUGGCCAGCUGCCAGUGUUCAGAGAACCUCUCCUCCAACACAGUGUCUCAAAGAGGGAAGGAUUGUGUACAUUGUCCAGUUCUUGGGGGCAAAAAACAUUGGCAUGUUUGGAACCAAGGAGGUGUUGCAACAUGCAAUUUUACACGUGUUAGAUGAAAACCUGCCAAGCAAGGAAGUGCUUUUAGAUUUGCAGGAAACACACUUAACGUGUACAGAGAGCAGCAGUAAAGAGACCCUGUGUGAAUAUCACUAUCCAGAGAUCUCGUGUGUUGGGAGAUACACAAAACCAGAUUACACAAUUUUAGGCUUUUGUGUGGUAAACCGACCACCAGAAAGCACCACAAGCUCCCAAACACGCUUCAGCUGUGUGGUGCUCAAAGCUGCUAGCACUAAAGAGUGUGAAGAAAUAGUUUGUCGCACAGCCACCGGUUUCAAGCACACAGAGUGGUCUGUAUGACAUGGAUGUAAUACACAGAGUGGUCUGUAUGACAUGGAUGUAAUAAACAGUCAAAACUCAAAA
This is a messenger RNA of Syngnathoides biaculeatus (alligator pipefish), 1623 nucleotides long. RefSeq lists its product as uncharacterized. Bases 205 to 1560 code for a protein of 451 amino acids. The record is from RefSeq and is a predicted model, not a curated record. Gene Ontology annotation, molecular function: protein binding. The transcript is spliced from 16 exons. Lineage: Eukaryota; Metazoa; Chordata; Actinopteri; Syngnathiformes; Syngnathidae.